GGCAAGACUCACGCCAUGUGAACCCUCCCGGUCUCCCCGCUCUGCGGAUUGGCGUGGGCUGGAAAUUAUUAAAAAAAAUAAUAAAUUAUAAUUAUAAUUAUAAUAAAUAUAAAUUAAAUAAUACUAUAAAUAUAAGAUCGUAGGGUUUAGAGGAAGGCGUGCUUUGCGCUUCUCUCGCGGACAGUGUUAGAGAGAGAGAGAGAGAGAGAAUAACAGUAACUCGUCUUCUCUUUUUUUGUGUGAGUCGUUAAUGGCGGUUUGGUCGGCGGCGAGGAGGUUGAAGACAGUAAAUCGAAACUGAAGGCAUUAACUGGCUUGGAAUUGAAGGCGGAGCGUUACUUCUGAAGGGCAAUUUCCUUUUUCUUCGCUGGUUCUUCGUUAAUAUCGCCGUCGUUGGUCCUAGAAACUUUUCUGGGUGUUUAAAGGCAAAAGGCAAGAGGGGGGUUGUCGCUGGGUUUUCUGUUUACUGUUGAGGAAAUCUAAGGGAGGGUUGUAGGGAUGGAGUGGCCUGCGUGUUUGGACGAAUAUGAAAAGCUUGUUAUCCGGAUGAACACUCCAAGGGUCGUCAUUGACAAUGCCGUUUGCUCCUCUGCCACUCUUGUCAAGGUCGACAGUGCCAGAAAACAUGGAAUCCUUCUGGAGGCUGUGCAGGUUCUAACAGAUCUGGAUCUCUCCAUAAAGAAAGCUUACAUUUCUUCCGACGGACGAUGGUUCAUGGACGUUUUCCAUGUGACUGAUCAAAACGGAAAUAAACUAACGGAUGAAAGCGUUAUCAGCUAUAUUGAGCAGUCUCUGGGUAGCAUUCACUAUGUGAGAUCGACUGGUUUUAAUGGGGUGACUGCGUUGGAGCUAACUGGAACGGACCGCCUCGGCCUUAUGUCGGAGGUAUUUGCAGUACUGGCGGAUCUGCAAUGUAAUGUGGUUGAGGCCAAGGUGUGGACUCACAAUGGCCGAAUUGCUUCUCUCAUUUAUGUCAAGGAUUGCGAUUCGGGUUCCCCAAUUGAGGACUCCCAGAAGAUUGACAGAAUCGAAGGGAGGCUGAGGAGUGUUCUUAAGGGGGAUAAUGACAUCCGAAGCGCGAAGACCUCAGUUUCCAUGACAGUCACCCACACCGAGAGGAGACUACAUCAGAUGAUGUUUGCUGAUCGGGAUUAUGAGCGGAAACCCAUUAUUCGAACCAACAGUGAUUCUCCAGCGGUGACUGUUCAGAACUGGAUUGAGCGAGGUUACUCUGUGGUGAAUGUGCAGUGCAAGGAUCGAAGAAAGCUUUUGUUUGAUGUUGUUUCCAAUUUGACUGAUAUGCAAUAUGUUGUUUUUCAUGCUACCAUCAACACAGCAGGAAACCAAGCUUACCUGGAAUUCUAUGUGAGGCACACCGAUGGAACCCCCAUCAGCUUGGAAGCGGAGAGGCAGAGAGUAAUUCAGUGCCUGCAAGCAGCCAUUGAGAGAAGAGCAUCUGAGGGUGUCAGACUAGAGCUGUGCAUGGCUGAUCGGCAGGGUCUAUUAGCCGACGUGACCCGAACAUUUCGGGAGAAUGGUCUGAACGUGACGAGGGCAGAGAUCUCUACUGCGGAGGACUCCGCGCAUAACAUGUUUUAUGUGACGGAUGCCAUUGGGAAUGCCGCAGAUCCAAAGAUCAUAGAAGCAGUGCGACAGAGAAUUGGAAUGGGUAACCUAAAAGUGAAGGAAUUACCCCGAAUCUACCAUGAGAAGGGGGAAGAGGAGGAGCCAGCACUUGGGGUAGGUGGGGCCGUGCUGUUUUCUCUUGGUAGCCUAGUGAGGAAGAAUCUAUACAACUUGGGGUUGAUCAGAUCAUAUUCUUAGAGGAACACACAGGCAAUUUGUAGGACUUGUGUCCCCUCUUGGGGGCAUAUACCUUGCUUCAGGGCUGGGCUUCCUGUACAUAAGAAGGGGAAAAAAAAAAUAGAGAAGAAAGGUGAAAAUUCUAUAUAUUUAUAUAUAUGCUAAAAGAAGGGUUGGUGAAUAGUGGUUGUUAUAUAGUUGGGUUUGGGUGGUUGAGUAGAUGAUAGACAUAGAUAGAGGAGAUGGGAGAUGGGGUCCUCCUUACCAUUUCAAUUGUUUGGUUAUGGAAGAAAAUUUGGACUGGGCAGAAGAGGGAAAAGGAAUUGAAGGGAUGGUGGGUGGAGAGGGGUCGUAUGGUACAGUAUGUUUCUUGCUGGCACAGAGGAGAGGAAGAAGACUUAGGUAGAGAGAGAAAAAAAUGUAUUGUUCUGUUCUACACAGCACAUUUUCUUUUCUUUGUACAUAACAUGUUAAGGGAUUAGUUCUAAUGGUUGACUUCAUUUUCUAUUGCCAA
Messenger RNA from Malania oleifera, 2317 nucleotides. Its product is annotated as ACT domain-containing protein ACR8-like. The transcript is spliced from 7 exons. The record is from RefSeq and is a predicted model, not a curated record. Lineage: Eukaryota; Viridiplantae; Streptophyta; Magnoliopsida; Santalales; Ximeniaceae. The coding region runs from base 499 to 1824 and encodes 441 amino acids.